Strongylocentrotus purpuratus (purple sea urchin) is the source of this 701-nucleotide messenger RNA. Its product is annotated as locomotion-related protein Hikaru genki. The transcript is spliced from 4 exons. Bases 165 to 701 code for a protein of 178 amino acids. The record is from RefSeq and is a predicted model, not a curated record. NCBI's taxonomy places the organism in Eukaryota, Metazoa, Echinodermata, Echinoidea, Camarodonta, Strongylocentrotidae.
ACAUGAUUAAGUUAAUUGAAGGCAAUCUGAUUAGAUAAGCGAUGGCAAAAUCCGUCUACACAAGGAACCCUCUAUAAAAUAUAUCAUUUCCAUUGCUGAUCAUAGGGGUUCGGAUUUUUUUGUUUCAGUUUGCGAAAUCACACGAAACAAGCAUUUUUGCCAAAAUGUUAGACUCUCUGAAAUGGAUAUCUGUUCUCCUGAGCAUGUUGUAUGUUCACCACACAAUGGGAAACCAAAUUACAGACUCUGAUGACCAGCCGCCUAUGUUCGACAACACCUCCCUUCUACUGUACCUUCGUCCUAACGGAAGUGACGUCGAUUAUGCCAUCUACACGUGCAUGCAGGGAUAUGAAAUGACACAGCCAGCCGAUACGGUGUUUGCAACCUUUGCCCCUUCAACCCGGAAGUGGAAUUUCUCAGCCACACCACAAUGUCAAGGUAUAUCAUGUCCCCUUCCUGCGAGCCCAGCUAAUGGGUACGUGACAUUCGGCGAUGGCGUUGAUGGUACCGGUGGUGGUGCUGUUGCUGGUACCGCUGGAGAUGCAGGUAACCAGAUGUACCCAGUGGGAACAGUAGGGGUGUACGCAUGCAAUGAGGGGUACCAGUUAGAUGGAGGUCCUACCACCACCACCACCACCUGUGCCAUAGAUGGAUCUUGGAGUUCAGCACCUCCAUAUUGCCAAGCUAUAGAACACAUGUAA